Messenger RNA from Enterobius vermicularis (human pinworm), 3516 nucleotides. The record is from the annotation of a GenBank genome assembly. NCBI's taxonomy places the organism in Eukaryota, Metazoa, Nematoda, Chromadorea, Rhabditida, Oxyuridae.
AUGAUAUUACAGUUUCGUCGGCUGGCUAAUGCAUAUUUUGUUAUAAUAGUAUGUAUGAACUGGAUUCCUUGGUUUGGAGUAUACAACAAAUAUAUCGGCAUCAUACCUGUAGCCAUAGUCUUACUUUUAACUGCUAUUAAGGAUCUGAUAGAGGAUCUCAGAAGAAGUCACUCAGAUAAAGAAGUUAAUGGUAGAUUCUGUCAUGUGUGGAGCAGAAACGAUAACAGAUUUCGAAAAAUUGUGUGGAAGAACAUAAAAGUUGGUGACUUUGUUCAUCUGUCGGUCAACGAAAUAAUUCCAGCAGAUAUUUUGCUGUUACGGUCGUCAGAUGAAAGUGGAACUGCAUUUGUAGAAACAUCAAAUCUUGAUGGUGAGACUAGUCUGAAACAGCGAAGAGUACCAAGGCAUGCAAUUCCUUUCUCUGCUAAAGACAGCAACUUUAUACCAACCGAUUUUCGAGCAACAGUAGGUUGCGAACAUCCAAACAACGAAGUUUACCAAAUGGUUGGUAGAAUUGUUUAUGACACAGAUCCUGAAUUUGCAAAAAAAUCAAGGUAUUCAAGCAUCUAUGAGAGCGGUGUGCUGGAUGUGAUCUGCCCAGAAAACAUGCUCCUUCGAGGAUGUCGAAUUCGAAAUACAACAUUUGUUGAAGGACUGGUCUUGUAUACCGGUAAGGACACAAAAACUGCACGAAACAAUAGUGGCCCGCGUUACAAAAGAAGCUCGCUGGAAGUGUCAACGAACAAAUUUAUAUUAUGCUGCGUUGUGAUACUCGUUGUGAUGUGUCUAAUUGGUGGAAUUGCAUCAAUUUUAUGGUUUUUGUCAUUUGACUCUAAAUUUGAGGAUGAUAUUAUUUACAUUAACCGCGUUUCCACAUCUCCAGUAGUUGAGGGCUUGAUCAUGUUCGCAGCUAGCAUCCUUAACUAUCAGGUGCUAAUACCAUUGGCUCUCUAUAUAUCUAUAGAAGUAGUAAAAUUGGGGCAGCUGUUUUUUUUUCAUUGCGACCUUGAGAUGUACGAUGAGAAAUCCGAUACUGCGAUGGAAUACAAAUCAUUCAAUAUUCCUGAAGAACUUGGACAAAUUCAGUAUAUAAUGUCGGACAAAACAGGAACUCUGACAGAAAAUGUAAUGGUAUUUCGCCGUUGCAGUAUAGCUGGUGUUGAGUACUGCCAAGACAUUCCAUACGACUUGUCACAGGAUGAAGUAAAAGCUGACAACGUUGUAAUUAGUCAAAAUUUGGCUAAUACUCUAGAGGACGAAUUCAACUCAAAUCAGAUGCUUUUUGACUUCUUCUUAAAUAUGGCGAUCUGCAAUACCGUUGUUGUUAACAAGCACCGUCGUAUGGAUUCUAUCGGUACUGCACUAGCCGAAUCUGUAACUAAUGACAUCUCCAGUCAAAAUGCGUAUGGAACGGGAAUUCCCCAUCCUUUGUUGAAUAGUUCGUUUACUGGUCCUUCAGCAAGGUUAGACGAUAUUACAGAAGAACGAGAAGAAGAAUACGAAUCUGAUCGAAAUGACAAAUGUACAGAAAACCGUUCUCGAGAACCACUAGAGAAAAAUUUGGUUUCUCAAUCUUUGUCAACUCCACUUAGGAAAUUGUCGUCACUAGGUAGCUUUACAAAAAGACUAAUUUCUAAAAGAAGGAAAGAUUUCGAGAAGAAAAAUUCAACAUUUGCCAAUAUGCCAGCCGUUUAUGAGGCCGAAAGUCCAGACGAAUUAGCACUAGUUUUUGCUGCUCGAAAAUAUGGAUUAAAGAUGUGUAGAAGAACUACCGAGUUGAUAACUUUGGUGACUCCAACACAAGACUUAUUGAAUGUUCAUAUUCUCAAAGUUCUUCCUUUUGAUUCAAAAAGAAAAAAAAUGUCUAUCAUUGUUCGGCUUAAAAAUGAAAUUGUGGUUUACUGUAAAGGUGCAGAUUCUGAAAUUUAUGAUUCGCUCUCACCAGCAUUUCUGCAGUCUGCAGAAGGUUGCCUGAUGUGGAAGAACACAAAACAACAACUGGAGGUUUUCAGUAGCUUUGGUUUAAGAACUCUCUGCCUCGCAAAGAGAAUAUUAACUCCAAAGGAGUUUGAUGAAUGGUCAGUGCUACAUUCUGAGUUGGAGAGCGACGCUGGUCUAGCUGGUCGAGAGGAGAAGCUACAAAAUUCUUUCAAAUUAGUUGAGUCUGACUUAACGCUUCUUGGUGUAACCGCUAUUGAAGAUCGGCUUCAGCACGGUGUCAAAGAUGCUAUAAAACAUUUGCAAGAAGCAGGUAUACAAUUUUGGCUUCUGACUGGCGAUAAAAUGGCAACAGCUAAGAACAUAGCUCGGUCUUGCGGCCUAUUUCCUAAUAACUGCGACAUUCAUGUAAUUGAGGAAAAAGAAGAUGUUCAAAUAGCAUACGAAACUGUGAUGCAGCGUCAGUCAAUUCGACCCUCAUGCCUUGUUUUAACAGCUAAGUCAUUGACGCUGAUCAAGGAUCUGAUGCCCAAAAGGAAGAAGCGUCGAUGUUACUUAUUUUUUUCACGCGUUUCUGAAUUGCCUUCGCAGCUACUGUUUUUGAUUGAGCAGAUGACACCAUCAAAUAAAGCCGAGGUAGUAGAAUUUGCGAUGAAAUGUUUGAGGGGUAAAGUUUUGGCAAUCGGAGAUGGCGCAAAUGAUGUGCCUAUGAUUCAAAAAGCUGAUGUUGGUAUUGGCAUCGCUGGCCAAGAAGGAAUGCAAGCUGUUAUGGCAUCAGAUUUCGCUCUUUCACGGUUCAGAUAUCUUGAAAAAUUGUUGCUUGUACAUGGUCACUGGUCCUACAGCAGAAUAGCUAAUACAUUAUUAUAUUUUCUGUAUAAAAACGUGAUGUAUGUAUUUGUAAUGUUUUGGUGUCAAUUAUAUAAUGGGUUUUCUGGCGAAACACCGUUUGAUUUAGUUUAUUCAAUGAUUUACCCGAUAGUUUUUACAGGCGCACAACCUUUAAUUUUUGGCAUCUAUGAUCAAGUAGCUAGUAAAGAAGUUUUACUCAAUGCUCCUCACUUAUAUGAGAUCACACGCGAAGGAAAGCUUUACGGGGCACGACAUUUUUGGCUGAGUGUUGCUGAUGGUAUAUGGCAAAGCGCUGCUGUUUACUUUAUUGCUCAGUGGACCUACUGGAAUACUGAGACUGGUUAUUACUCAUUCGGGUUUCUGCUUCUCACAUCGGUGUUUUUUGUACAAAUUAUUCAUUUGGCAAUGGAAACACACUGCUGGACGGUUCCAAUUUGCGUUGUUUACGGAUUCUUUAUAUUUGUGCACUUCAUCUUCUUCUUCUUGGAAGGUGCCAUAAUACAACCCGUUUGGAAUUACAAAGACAUACCGGCUGACGUUGCCGUACAUGCAGUUGUAACCUUACAAUUUUGGCUCGCUUUAUUGCUGUCUGCCACUGUUGCUUUGUAUCCCAGAGUUGUCCUCAAAACUGUCAUCAACACCUACAAACCGUCGACGAUUUUUGUUGAGACAGUUCAGAUGAAGAACAAAUCGUCAAGGAAAGUUGAUGUUGCAGCAGUCUGUUAG